CGCCGGGCGCCGGGCGCUGAGUGGCCGGCCGAGGCGGCGGCGCGUGCGGAGGCUCGGGCGGCAGCGGCGAGCGGCGCGCCCCGGCCGCAUUCUCCAGCAGGAGCCUGAGAGCGCACCGCCGGCUCCAACAAGAUGCUCAAGGUGUCCGCCGUGCUGUGUGUGUGUGCAGCCGCUUGGUGCAGUCAGGCGCUGGCAGCUGCCGCGGCGGUGGCUGCGGCCGGGGGGCGGUCGGACAGCGGUAAUUUUCUGGAUGAUAAACAAUGGCUCACCACCAUCUCUCAGUAUGACAAGGAAGUCGGACAGUGGAACAAAUUCCGAGACGAUGAUUACUUCCGUACCUGGAGUCCAGGGAAACCCUUCGAUCAUGCUUUAGAUCCUGCUAAGGAUCCGUGUUUAAAAAUGAAAUGUAGCCGCCAUAAAGUUUGCAUUGUCCAAGAUCCUCAGACGGCAAUCUGCAUUAGUCACCGGAGACUUACACACAGUAUGAAGGAAGCAGGAGGAGGCCACAAGCCAUGGAGGGGCUCCGUGUCAUCCACCUGCAAGCAGUGUCCUGUGGUGUACACCAGCCCUGUCUGUGGCUCGGACGGUCACACCUACUCAUCACAGUGCAAGCUGGAAUACCAGGCAUGUGUGUCCGGAAAACAGAUGUCCAUCAGAUGCGAAGGACGUUGCCCGUGUCCUUCAGAUACAUCCACAAGUACCAGCAGAGGUGUUAAGAGAGCAUGCAGUGACCUGGAGUUCAGAGAGGUGGCAAACAGGUUACGGGACUGGUUCAAGGCCCUCCAUGAGAGUGGAAGCCAGAUCAAGAAGACCAAAGCCUUCCUGAGGCCGGAGAGAAGCAGAUUUGAUACCAGUAUUUUGCCAAUUUGCAAGGAUUCACUUGGUUGGAUGUUUAACAGGCUUGACACAAACUAUGAUCUGCUGUUGGACCAGUCAGAGCUCGGAAGCAUUUACCUUGACAAGAAUGAGCAAUGUACCAAGGCAUUCUUCAAUUCUUGUGACACAUACAAGGACAGUUUGAUAUCUAACAAUGAAUGGUGCUACUGCUUCCAGAGACAGCAAGACCCACCUUGCCAGACGGAGCUGAGCAACAUUCAGAAGCGGCAAGGGCUGAAGAGGCUCCUAGGACAGUACAUCCCCCUGUGUGAUGAAGACGGCUACUACAAGCCAACGCAAUGCCAUGGCAGUGCUGGGCAGUGCUGGUGUGUGGACAGAUACGGAAAUGAAGUCAUGGGGUCCAGAACAAAUGGUGUGACAGACUGUGCUAUAGAUUUUGAGAUCUCUGGAGAUUUUGCAAGUGGAGAUUUCCAUGAAUGGACUGAUAAUGAGGAUGAUGAAGAUGAUAUUAUGAAUGACAAAGAUGAAAUUGAAGAUGAUGACGAAGAUGAGGGGGAUGAUGAUGACGAAGAAGAUGACCAUGAUGGAUACAUUUGAGUGAUGACAGCUGAGAUUAAAGUUCUACAUUUCUAAUAUUUACAAAA
Messenger RNA from Ochotona princeps (American pika), 1481 nucleotides. RefSeq names its product SPARC (osteonectin), cwcv and kazal like domains proteoglycan 3 (gene SPOCK3). NCBI's taxonomy places the organism in Eukaryota, Metazoa, Chordata, Mammalia, Lagomorpha, Ochotonidae. Gene Ontology annotation, molecular function: protein binding; calcium ion binding. The transcript has 11 exons. The coding region runs from base 133 to 1434 and encodes 433 amino acids. The record is from RefSeq and is a predicted model, not a curated record.